This is a messenger RNA of Mucor velutinosus, 249 nucleotides long. RefSeq lists its product as uncharacterized. The record is from RefSeq and is a predicted model, not a curated record. NCBI's taxonomy places the organism in Eukaryota, Fungi, Mucoromycota, Mucoromycetes, Mucorales, Mucoraceae. The transcript has a single exon. The coding region runs from base 1 to 249 and encodes 82 amino acids.
AUGUCUGAGGACGAGGAUACUGACGAUGAUGACUACAUGCCAUCAGCAAGCGAACCCGAGAACGAGGCGGAACUGAUGAGCGAUAUUGAAGCGACUGACGACGAAGUCGCCAACCUCCAGCGUGAACAGGAGGAACAUCCAGCACACAUGACUUUUGACAAUGGUGAUAGCAACACCAACGACAACACCACGGUAGCUUCUCCCGCAAAUUAUAAUGAUUCUACGGCUCGCCACCAAAAAUUGUUAUAA